Molecule: messenger RNA, 11291 nt
Organism: Schistosoma margrebowiei
Lineage: Eukaryota; Metazoa; Platyhelminthes; Trematoda; Strigeidida; Schistosomatidae
Source: the annotation of a GenBank genome assembly
GACUUUAACCUGGCGGCUUUCUUGAAUUUCAGCGAUUUAUCCUGAAAAGCAUGUAGUGAAUUCUUCUGAUUGCGAAUUAUAACUUGCAUCUUAUAUUUUGUAAUGAACAAUAACAAAACACACUCAUAAUGAUGCAUUUCUCUCCAUAAUAUGUCUUUAGAAAGCAUGGAAUGUAAUGACACGUGUGGAGUAUUCCCCCCUAGAAAGAUAUGUUUAGAUCAAAACUCUGAGCAUUUCUCGCUGGAGGAGCUUGGACAGAUACUUAGUUUAUGCUCUUAUAGUCAUGAUCUCGGAGUCGUUAAUCAGGAACUGGAUUUGCUAGAUGAUAUAUGUACGAGUUAUAUCCCGGAUAAAAUUGCCGGAUUUACAAAUGGACAACAACUUACUUCCUGUAAUUUUGCACGUGUUGCGGAUUUUACACCCGGUACUCACUCCAUUUUUAUUCCACAUCCCAGAGAAAAUAAAAUUGUGCAAGAUACUCAGGUUUCUGAGGAAUGUAAAUUACCACCUAAGAAUGAAGCUGUUCCUUCCUGCCAGGAAAUCGUACUAGAUGCUAAACGAGAGGCUUCUGUUUUGCAACAAGUAUCAAGACUCCAUAAAAAGGGUCUGUGGUCGUCUGAUCGUUUACCAAAAGUUAUGGAGCCGAAAUGUGGAAGACUUCACUACACGCAUCUCCUAAAUGAGGCGAUUUGGUUGUCAGUUGAUUUUCAUGAAGAAAUAAAGUGGAAGAAAUAUAUGGCAAGUAAGCUGGCUCGAGCCGCACAACUUUACCUUAUUACGCGCCAUGAAUGGAAUCGACAGCUUCAGUGUUUUGAAGAGCAGCUAAGAAUGGGAAAUGCUGCUCGUGUGGCAAAGAUGAUCAAAGAUUGGUGGGGCAACGUAGGCCAAGACUUGGAUCUUGUAAGUUUAAAAACUUCACAGAGACGUUGGGAUUAUGCCUAUAAAGUGAACCAACAUUCUAUAACUCACUUCUCUGAUAUGGGUCCAAGCUGGUUAGCUUCUGUAAAUUUUGACCUAGAAGAUGCAGGUUUUCACGAAUCUUCAGAUACGUCACAUAAUCUGGAUGAUGAAAGAAUCAUGCAAUAUAUUGGCGGCGAUGGAGAUAUUGAUGACAAAGAUUGGAAGCCAGAUAUAGAAGAUGAAAGCUCUACUGGACCACAUAGUUGUAGCCGGUCAACUAGCAGUAGUCUGGCUGCCAGUUUUGUGGAUGAUAGUGAUAUGAGUGGUUUUGGAGUCGCUGUUUAUUCACCUACCGAUCCUUUAUCUCCAGAAAUCAACUUGGCUUCGUGUGCCAGAGCUUGCAAUCAAGUGAGCAAACAUCGUGGAUCAGACAGAAGACGAAAGAGUCAAAGCGAGCAUUCAUAUACUUCCGACUGUGGACAUUGGGAAGAUGCUUCUGAAGAGACUCAUGGCAUUACUUCAGAAGCUAGGGUAAAUUCAAAUUCACCAGAGUCGUGCGACCAAAGUGUUGAAAGUAAUGAGGUGCAAGGUUUAAUAUCUGACAUGGAAGUUCCAUUGAAUCGCUUUCUUGAACCCUAUAUUAAUCAAGGAUGGUGCAUCAAAAAUAGAGUCACAUCUAGGUCCGGAUAUCGUUCUUCAGAUUCGGAUAUUUCAAACUGUGAACGUGAUUGUUGCUCUUUCGAUAUGGUUUCUCAUCAUGUUCAGAAAGAAAUAUCACUUCUUCAGAAUGAAGCGGACAUGCCUUUAAAUCAAAUACUUCCUAGUGGUUACAUAGAUUUCCUUUCUAACAUUGAUGAGCAAAAAUGUUCUACUGUGUAUAAUCAACUUGAUUCAAAAAGUAAUCAUCAUAUGAGUGGAUCAUCCAAAAUUGGUAGCAAAACAGAUGGGGAUGAUGGUGGUUCUUUAUCUGCCAUAAACAAUACUUUAUGCUCGGAUAAUGGUGAUGGGGAUCUCAUGCAACUUGAUUCGGUUAGCUCUAAAUCUUCUGGAGUAUCAUCUUUGACAGAUCAUGACCACAGUGAGUGUGACAACUUACCGUCAUCGAAAAGUUCAUUUCAUAUGAAUUCCCAUACAGUUCUUGCACCUUGGUAUUCUUCCCCCCCGCCCUCUACAUCUAGUCGAUUGGCAGACCUACAUGCAGCAGCACUAGAAUUACUCCCUCUAAAAUUAGUAUCAAUGACAAGUACUGGUUCAUCUCGUCUUAUUCCUGAAGUCUGUACUCUUCCCUAUAGUCCAACGCUUCGAAUCCCUUGUCUUCCAACUCCUAGUCUUGGUGCAGCUGUCACCUGGAUGCGACAUGCUUUUGCACGGUGCGUUCCAGUGCUCUUACUAACUAAUAGUCAUUUGUCUGGUGAUGCUGAAUUGGCUGUGGCUGCACAUCUCGGACAACUUUCAGUCGUUGAUCCUCGACAUUAUUUACUUUCAGAAUCGUCUGGUGAAAUUUGUAAUAAUACAGUCACGGGUGUGUGGGGUCCUCAUUUAAUCGUAACUCCAUGUUUAUGCCUGCCGGCUUGGCGGAGGCGUUUACAAAUGUGGUGCCCUGGUUUUCGUGUUGUAUGUUUGGGUCUUGGUCGCAGAAGUGAACGAUGUGGUACUGGACAUCGCCUUCGUGACAGUGUAGCUCGGGGUUCUGUAAAUAUUUGUUUGAUUAGUUAUACUGCUUUACGCUUAAAACCCAGUCGUUUCACACGGAUUCAGUGGAGUUCAGUCAUUUUUGACCAGAUUCACCAUAUUAUCUUACAGUCUUACAAAUCCAUUAAUCUGGUUCAUUCAGAUUCUACUAAUCGUCAGCCAGCUAUCAGUAAGGCGAGUUCUCGGGAUCACGACACCAAAAACGCACCAGUUUAUUGUGAAACUGAUAGUUUCCUUGAUAAUGUAAGAGAGGAUGUUAAUAAUAAGAUGGCGAUAGAUCGUUGGUCAUUUCCCAAUUCAUCAAAAACACUAAUCCACCGAAAGUCAGAAUGGUUUGAUUUGAUAUUGAACAGAUUAGGCCGAAACGGUCAUCGUAUAUUGAUUAGUUCAUCUUCUGAUAUUAUUUAUCAUAAACAUAGUCCCCAUCUACUUGAUAUUAGUAAACUGCUGUUGUUGAAUAAUUUACCAACUGAGGAAAAUUAUGGUUCUUGGCUUAACGAUUUCUUUCAAACUGUUAGUCUCCCAUCACGUCAGGGUUGCUCGCCUAGUUUGUUAACAAAACCAUCAAAGAAACAACUUUUAAAGUUUUUAGAUCCGUUCGUCAUGCGUUUCGACGACGAAGACGAAUGGGACUCACUUAUCAAUGAUGAAGUUAUUGAAUGCCGUAUGUCCUCUGUACAACAGAAACUUCAUGAUAAAAUAUUGAGUACAAAAGCUGCUGAGAAUGCUCUGAAAACUGGAAAUCUAUUAGAUCUCUUACAAACAGUUUCAGUUGCUGUGCGUGCUUGCAAUCAUCCUUCUUUAGCUGGAACUCAUCCAAGAUCCUCACGAAUGUUUAGACAUACUUUGGAUAAUUUACAAGCUGGGGUCCAUGCUGUAAAUGGUCCGUAUGUAUUCAAAUCUCUACAAAAGAUAUGCGAUCCAAAUAAUCACUACUAUUCCAAUUGUGGUCUUAUGUUUAGCACUCCAGAGUCAGUUUUGUUGGGUGUUAAAUUACUUCGACAUACUGAAUUAUCUGACAUAACUUCCCAAUUCUUCAAUUUGUUCGAAGCUCUCAAACCAUCGGCUUAUAUUCGCAGUCGUAUCGCCGAUCUUACGCCUCAAUUCAGCCAGUUAUUAUCACCACCAAUUAAUCCUCAAAUGUUGAGUAAUAACAGAAAUGUUACUAUUUCGGAAAUUGUGUCAAACUCAGUGGAUUUUUCGCCAGAAUCUCAUAUUCCAAAUGGGAAUCUGGAAAGUAAUUACUUCAGACAGGGAAACCAGUUAACAAAUGGUUUUCCUCAGUCUCAACAUUUGGACUCUGAAAACUGUGUGGAUCCAGACAUUGAAAUUGUAAGUAUUCCUCAAAGACAGAAACGACAAAGAAGUUCCGUUGUCGAUCGGAAUUCAGUUUAUUCCAAACGACGUCGAGUGGAAGAGUACGGUUCUCGUCUUCCUUUUCUUGAUUACACUGAUAUAGGAUCUACUAGUUAUCAUAAGAGCUCCGACUGGUCGUCGAGUCACUUUAGUCUUAUUAGUGACCCAUAUAUGGCCCAUUCUGAUCAGUUUAGAAGUACAACAAAUGUGUCUAAUAAUCUCUCUCAUACUGUCAAUCAUAACAAUUCCUACAACUCAAAUGAUCAUUUAAACAAUAAUAAUAACAACAACAGUGAUAAUCAUUUAAAUGAAAAUGCAUAUCCUUGGCUAAUCGAUAACCAUCGUAAAUGUACUCAGCUAAUUGGUUUUGCUGAUUGGUGUUCCCAGGAUACAUGUGAUCUUCUACGCUUAGAUUUAUUAUCUGAUUAUACUACUUCAGAUUCCAAUGCUUAUUCCAAAAAUUCACAAUUUAAGUCUUACAAUGUUUACUCUUAUAAGAAAGAAUCCGAUAUAUGGAAUAUUGUUCUAAAUCAAUUUUCACAAUGGAAUAAUUUUACGAGUGCACUGUGUACGCGACCGCGUGUGAUUGCCACACCUGCCCGACUAAUAUCUCGUGCAGGACCUAUUAAUCCUUUGCUAUUGUUUGACAAAAAGAAAACAACUUCAUUAUUGUCCAAUCUAUAUUGUCCACAAUCAUCUUGGUCAUUUUCUAUGUAUCCAUCAAUUUUGCGUAUAAGUCAUACUUUCUAUCCUCUAACAGAACAAGCACGUUGGUUGACACCUUCAUGCUGUUCAAAGAUUGGAUUUCAUUCCUCAUUGUUGUCGUCAUUUAGCGGCAACUCUAAAUCAUCUAUCAGUCAGUUGUUACUAGAAUCAGGUAAAUUUUAUAAUUUACAUCAGAAAUUAACCAAAUUGCUUGGUGUAAAAUCUAAUAGUACUAAUACUACUACUAAUGGUAAUAAUAAUCAUCUUGAAAAACGUCCACGUUGUAUAUAUUUUAUAGCGCAUCAAACUGCUUUUCUCGAUUUAUUGGAAGCUUAUUUAUCAGCAUCAUCGUGGCGUUUAUUUCAUCGUGUACGUAUUCCAUCAAAUUAUAAAUCAGUUAAUGCUAAUACCUGGUCACUAAUUGAUUGUAUUAAUAGUUGGCCUCAAGGUACAAUUGGUCCACUAUUAGUACUAAUACAUGCACGAAGUCCAACUACAUCAUUAAUUAGUUUACGAGCUGAUUCAAAUGUACACAUUAUCAUAUGUGAUGUUGAUUGGCGAGUAGAAGUCACAGAUAAUUUGAAAGCCAUUAUUCAUAGUUGGAUAUUGAAUGGUUUGUCAUUUUAUCCUUCACCUUCUUCAUCAUUAUCAUCUAUUUGUUUUAAAAAUGAUAAAAAACAAAAAAUCAAUAUUUCUCGUUUAUUAUCAACUAAUGAUUAUAAUUAUUCUACACAUCGUAUUAGUGUUGAAGCAUGUUUAUUACGUGGUGUAGCAUGUCGUCUAUUACCUAGAGCUGUAUUUCAUGCACAUUCAACAACUCAUGUUAAUUGUCGUUCAUUAUUAUUUGCAAGAGUUCAACCAAAUGUUGUCAAUGAAUUAUUAUCUGGUAUAAUACAAAUUAAAAAAUUAUCAAAUCGUCAAUUAUUUAUACAACAAAAAAUUAAAUCAAAUGAAUAUGAACAUUUAGAUUUAUUUAAUGAUCGUAAUUUUUUUGGAUCUAUUCAUAAACAUGAUACAUUAUCACAUUCAUCAACAUCAUCUAUUGCUUCAUCAUUUUCAUAUAUUGGACAAGAAAAUCGUUUAAAUGAAUCAUUAAUUAAUAAUGAAAAAAUAAUUAAUGAAGAUGAUGAUAUAUUAUUAUUUCAUGAAAGAGAACCAUUAAGUGAACUUUUACUUCAUCAAGCAUUGGAACUUUUUGAAGACCCAAUCGAUACACAAGCAUGGUGUUGUACAAAUGCUGAAGAAUUAGCCAUUGUCAAUGAAUUUGUUUCUCAAGAUGAUGAUAAUGUAACAGAUGAUUUUCAUUAUUUGAUCGGUGAUGGUGAAGGUGACUUAGAAGAUGAUUUGAAUUAUAAAAUUUCUGAUGAAUUGGAUACAAAUUUUGUACAGUUAUCAGAUUAUAAUGAACGGAAAUCUUAUCAAGAUUGUCUAAUGAAACAGUUAGGUUAUACCGAUUUAAUUAGUUGGGAAGUUGCUAAUUAUGAAUUGUUAUCUCGUAUAUCACUACUUGAAAGUCAAUUAGACAAUGAAUCGAAUCAUGAUUGGUUAAGUUAUCAUAAUCAUCCUUCUCCUGUUAAUCAUAAUGAUGACAAUUCUCUAGUUGAUCGAAAUGAACAACAGCACUCACAACAUAUUAAAUCAUCUACUCCCGAUGUAAUAUCUUCUUACUCUCAACUUCCAAUUUGGUGUCCUUUCGAGUCAUAUCUAAAAAAUUUACAUUCAACAUCGGAUACUAAUGAGUCAAUGAUAAUGGUUGUUAAAGAUGAAUCUAAUCAUCUUUUAACAUCUAAUGAAGAUUAUUAUUUAUAUUCAAAUGAUGAUUGGGCUUCAGAUAGUGUUGGAUUUAAUUUCGGUUAUGAAAGUGUUCCAAUGACUGAAAGUGAACUACCUCCUUUGAUUAUACCAACGCCAUCUCCGGUUAUUCAAAACAACAAUAUUAGUAUUAAUAAUAAUAUUGUUGAUAGAAAGACAGGAAGACGUCGUCCUAUUAUGAAUCAUUCAUCUUUAUCAUCAUCAUUAUCUUCUAGACCAUUAAAUGAUAAUAUUAAUAAUAGUAUUGGUCAUGUUACAUCAUCAUCAUCAUCAACUUAUCGUAAUGGGUCUCGAUUAAAUAACAGAAAUCUUAAAAGACGAGCAUUAACUAGUCCAACAAAUUCACUUCCUCGUAAAAACAAUUCAUCAUCAACCGCUUCUUACUAUAAUACCUUUGAUGAAUCAUCAACUACACAUAUUACAACAAAUACGGGUUCAAAUUUAGCUUCUAUCGAAAAUGAAGCUCGAAGUCAAGAUGGUCGAAUGAUUGGUCUACAACAAUCACAUACACGUGACCUUUCGUCUACCGGAGUCACUAUUUCAUCAACAUGUUCCACUGGAAAUAAUACAGUAUCUCUUUCUCCUAUUUCAUCGAGUACAAAUAUAUAUACAAAUAAUUCAAUUGUUCUAUCAUUACAUUCUUCUAUAGGUAAUGCUAGUGGCAAUUCAGCUACUUCAAAACUACAUAUCCCACGAGCAUCCUAUAAUAAAGCAGUUACUAAUGCUCGUAUUCAUCGACUUCGUCGUAUAAAUAACACAAAUAUCGGGUCAAAUUCAGAUGUUGCAACGGUUGCAGCAGUAGCUUCUUUAGCCGCUGGUGCCCACUUACUUCAACAGCAACAGCAUGUGAAUACUGUAUCCAGUGGCUAUUCUGACCAUAAUCAUCAACAUUUAUCAAAUACUGUUAUGGCAGCAGCUGCCUUCAAUAGUUCAUGGAAUUCAGUCUUGACUAAUCCAUCUAUUCUAGCUCGCUAUGGAUAUACAUGUCAUGUUGGAUCAGUAAAUAGUUUACCUGGACGACAUCUUUCAUCACUUCAAAAUUAUUUGCAAACAACUAAUAAUUCUCAAUGUCACCCAUUGAAAUAUCCUGUCGGAGGCGGUGGUAGCAGUAGUGGGGCAACGUCAAUUGUAUCUGUAAAUAACAAUUCAUCAUCAACCAAUAACACAGGUCAGUUAAAUAAUGUAACACAAAUGGCUAAUCAGUUAUAUGUUGGUAAACCUCCUGAUUGGUUGAUUUAUGAAGAAGCAGCAUUAUAUUUAUGUAUCACAAAAUUACAAGAAUUGAACUUUGAAAUUAAUAAUCCAAAUUCUAAUUUGUCUACAUCUACACCAAAUUAUCGUUUUGCUGAAUUCUUCUUAAAUAACUAUUUACCUAAUCGAAGUUAUCGUGGUGCUAGACAAUGUUUAUUAGUUCAUUUUAAAAUGCAAAAUGUUGUAUCGUCUGCAAAUAUAACUACAUCAUCAUCAACAAUGUCUAAUAAUAAUAAUAGUAGUGGAAUUAAUGGAGGAGGAUGUUCAUUAAAUAUUCCUUUUACAUUUAAUCCAGAUGAUUUAUCACAUUCAAUUUCAGUGAAUCCAAUUUCUAGCUUACAUCAUCAUGGUCCUAGUAGUCGAAAAGUAAAAAAUAAGAUGAAAAGUGCCGCUGUAGCUGCAGCUGCUGCCGCCGCCGCUGCAGCUGCCACAUCUUCGCCUGUUAUUCCUGGCAGUGUCGGUGGAGCUCCUCAAUUCUGCAAUAACUUAAGUGGAGCGUCAGGAUCUAUGUUUGGUGUUGGAGGUGGCAAUGUCGGAGGCGGUGGAAAUCCAAGUGGUGCCGUUGCUGGUGGCGGUACUACUACAUCAACCGCAUCUGUGGCUGCUGCUCUGAAUCGAUGCAGAGGUUAUCUAUUUUAUCAGCAUUUACAAGCAUGGCUCAAUUUAAUGUUAUCAUUUGACCGUAACGAUACCAAUCAUACUAAUAUUACCACUGACUCCAGUAACAAUAUAUCAGCGCAUUUAUCGCCAAUCAUUCAUACUUUGAAAUUUGCUGAAGAUAGUCAAGCAUCAUUUUUACGCAAAGCUAUUCGAGAUACAUUAUCUGUACCGUCUGUCCAAAUCCCUCCUAUUUAUCGUUCAUCUGGAUCACGUAGAACUUGUGUUGUUGGUGGUGGUAGUAACAAUAGUAACAGUAGUGCUAGUGGAGGAGGAAAUGUAGGAAAUACAUCAUCAUCGUCAUUAUCAUCAACUGCCUCAUCAGCUCUAGGAUAUCAUCCGAAUACAAAUAAUAAUGCUAGUGGUAGUGGUUCUGGUACAUCCACUACACAUUAUAAUAUUCAUAACUCUGGACAACUUUCCUCUCAUAGUCUAACAGGUCAUUCCACUAUGUCUAAUACUCCUGCUUUAUUAACACAUCAUCGUUAUCGUCAUCAUAUGACAUAUGAUCAUGGUCAAAGUCAAAAUUCCAAUAUUACUACUUCUGAUCUAAAUCCAGCCUCUGGGUCAAGUACAGGUGUUGUUCAUAGUGGUCCAAUUAUUCAGAAGAAUCCUACACAUAUUGCUGCACUUCAAGAACAUAAUAUCAAUCCAGAUACACUAAUUACACCUGCAAUGGUAAUUAAAAAUAAAGAAGAACGUGAAGCUCGUCAACGUGCUGAAACCUUAUCAACUGCUAAUCAAGUUAACUUAUCGACUACUACUAUUUCUUCUUCUUCAUCAUUAUCAACUAAUUGUCAUAUUACUAAUUCAAAUUCAACAACUUCCACAGUUGGAAUGUUUCAAGGGGAUAAUACGUCAGAUUCAACGAAUUCACAACAAACUGAAAAUGUUUGUCUACAUUCUCACACAUCACAUCCAUCAUCAUUAUCAACAUCAUCAACAUCAUUAUCGGAUCAUGUAUAUAAAACAUCUACUUAUACAUAUUCUGGUCUUACUAGUAGUAGUGAAUCGUCAAUAUCCACAUUUAAUUUUCUUGGUUGUUCAACUACUUCUAGUUCUUUACCUACAACUUCAUCAUUUUCAAAUGGACGAACAAAUGCACAAUUGUCUUUUGCACAUAAUCUGUCCCAUCGAGGAAGUAGUGUUAUGUUACCAAUUCGUUCUGGGUUCUGUCCUAAUACCGUUACACCGUCAGGUUCCGUUUUAUCAUUUACCAAUCAACAGCAACAACCACAUCGUUUAGUUGGUACACAGAAUACUUCAUCAUCUUCAGUUGGUCAUUAUCAAUUUCAACCUCGGCAAACAUUAUUAAAUCCUUCAGUUGGUCGUCUUACCCAUUUAACUUCAGGUUCAUCAAUCGUUAGUACACCUCAUCUAACUGGUACUCAUCAUGUAAUACCUUCAGGAGUAGUUGCAUCAGUAUCAUCGUCAUCAUUAACAGAUGAUAGUGGAAGUACACGAAGUGUAGAUUUGAAUUCUGGUAGUAUUUUAAUUCCUGGCAACUGGCGUACAGCAACGAAUCCACGUUCACUUAACGUCCAAACAAUUGUUUCAUCCACACCUACCGUUCUUCGACGUUCCGCUACAUUUACCGGCAUUGGUUUAAGUAAUCAAUCAACCAGUGGACUUCAGACUUGUCGAUUGAAUCCUACAUUGUCUAAUAUUUCACAAAGUCUAUCAACCACUCCAUUCACUGGUACAUAUCUAAACACACAAGUUACAAAAAUUCCGAAUUCCUCUUCUUCAACAGGACAAUCUAGCUUUUAUAUACAUCAACGUCCACAAUUUCUGUCUAGUACACAAACAUCUGGUUCUUCAUCUGGACAUGGUGUUCUUGCCACACCAUCGAAUAUUGCUGUAAUUCCUGGUGCAUCAAAUAAUUAUUCAUCAUCUGUUACACAUAUACCUCAAAUUCUUCGUCCUAGAAAUAAUGCUCUUCGUGGUUCAAUUGUUCAACCAACAUUUGUACGAACAUUCUCAACUGCCGGUGUUAGUGGUACAAGUGGUUCGGUUAUACCUGUCCCGGUAACACAACAUGGAACUCGUUUAUCACCGAAUGUAGUUGGUGGUGUAACUACAACAAGUAUGCUUCUUGGACGUGUUGCUACACUAAAUGUUUCUUCGAAUAAUCCAUCCGUUUCUAGCAUUCUUAAUGCUUCACGUACUGGAACACAACGUAGUGUAUCACCAACUGUUUUUCAGUCGUUACGAACAUGUAUUUCUGGUGGUGCUGUAAACUCUGUUGGAAAUGAACAACAUCCAUCCAACAACAACAACAGUGGUGGCAGUAGUAAAUAAUAAAUUGAAAUAUUACCAUCUUUUUGACCUAAACUAAAAGGGGGUAACACUUAAUUAUUUAUUUAUCCGUUGUACAUUAAUAACUCUCAUGCAGUCAUUCAUUUCUGUUAUAUUAAUUGUUUAUAUAUAUGUAAAAGGGGUAUCAUAUUUUCGAAUUAAAGUGUAACCUAAUAACCAGUGAUCAAUGAAGAAUCCGUACUUUUUUUCUUGAUUAUCUGAGAAAAAUAUAGUCAGAGUUAUUGUUGUGGUUUCUCUCUUUCGCUCUCUAAUUAUACAACCUAGAAAAAUAACAUUGAACUAUCAUCUAGAAGUUAUAUUGUAUUUACUAUGUAUUUAUGUUCACUUUCACAAACACACACACACAUGUCAACAUGAAUUGUUUAUGGCUCUCAUUCUAUUUCUUUGUUAUUUCCUCUUAAUUCUAUAUGAUUUCUUGAUCAUCUGUGUUAUAUAGUCCAUAUGUAUAUCCUCUGGCUUAUAGUAUCAAUUAUUUUCAUUGUUAUUCUUUCCAUUUCUUUCAUUGUGCAAAGUUCUGUUCCAUAAAUUGUUAAAUUGUAUCUGCAUUUUUGUUUGUUCGCUUAGCCCAUUGUAAAAAUAUAUGUAUACGUAAACUUCAA